GUCUUCUGCUCCAAACUCUUCAGCGACACGGAAGAAGGUGUGAGCCGCCCGCUGAUCAAAUUCGCAGGCAAUACUAAAACUGGGGCAGUGGCCACGACUGAGGAUCAUGUACUCCGGAUCCAGAAGGACCUGGACAGACUGUGGAAAACGGCAGAGGACACCAGGAUGGCGUUCCAUGUGGAGAAGUGCAAGGCUGCGCCAGGAGGUCCCGCGAGUGAGGGGGCGAUGGAGGGCUCGGCAGCGCAGCCAAGCGAGAACCGACUCGCCCGGAAGUACACGAAGAUUAAUGAACCCAUAAGAGGCACAGAACCGCCUGUGUUUAUUCUUCCACUGAGCAAGGGUGUCGGAUCUCCCUCCAGGAAGCAUCUGGGGGAGGAGAACUUUUACGUCCACACGAAAGCGAUCAUGGUGAUGGGAGCCACGGGCGCAGGGAAGAGCACGCUCAUCAACGCGAUGGUCAAUUACGUCCUGGGAGUGCAGUGGGGAGACCCGUUCCGAUUCGAGCUGGUAGACGAAACCAGUGGAAGGAAAGCUGAAAGCCAGACCUUGGAGGUGACGGCCUACGUGCUGAAUCAUCAGGAGGGUUUCUGUGUCCCCUUUUCCCUCAUAAUCAUCGACACUCCGGGGUUUGGGAGCACUGGAGGAAUGGAGGAGGAUAAAGUCAUAACAAAGAAGAUCCAGGAGUUUUUCAGCGCUCCGGGGGGCGUUGACCAAAUCGAAGCGGUCUGCUUCGUGGUCCAGGCCUCUUCGGCCCGCUUGACUGAGAACCAGAAAUACGUGUUCGACUCGGUGCUCUCCAUUUUUGGGAAGGAUAUCAGGGACAACAUCCAAGUGCUGGUCACGUUUGCAGAUGGAGAGAAGCCGCCUGUCCUGGAGACCCUCAAGGCAGCUGGUGUGCCGUGCGCCAAGGAUGCCAGCGGAGCCCCAGUUCACUUCACGUUCAAUAAUUCUGCGCUGUUUGCCCACAAUGGCACAGAGAGUGGCAGCAAAGCGAAACUGAAUGGAGUGUUCUGGGAAGUUAACACUGAGAACAUGAAGAAAUUCUUUGAUUCACUAAACAAUUUGGAAACUAGAAGCUUAACGCUGACAAAGGAGGUCCUCCGGGAGCGGAGGGAGCUGGAAACGGCCCUCGCGGGGCUGCGUCCCCAAAUCAAUAUCGUCCUGGUGAAGCUGAAAGAACUGCGGAAGACGCAGGAAGCUCUGGAUGCGCACAAGGAGGACAUGGCGGCAAACAGAAACUUCACGUUUGAAGUGGAAACAAUCAAGCCAGUGAGGAAAGACACGGAUCAGGAUGCAAAUAACUGCAGCCAGUGCCACUUCACUUGCUGCCAUCCGUGCCGGGUUCCCUGGGAUCGCCUCAAUCGCCUUUGCUUCGCCAUAGGCCUGUGGUCUGGAACAUGCAACGUCUGCCCGGGCCGCUGCUCACAGAACCAUCACUCCCUCCAAAAAUACAGGUUUACAUAUGAGGUAGUGAAAGAGGAAAGGACCUUUGAAGACGUGAAGAAAAAGUAUGAAGCGGCCUCUGGCGAGGUGAUGAGUGCAGAGAAGCUGCUCCAGAGUCUCAGCCAGGAAUGUGAGGAGGCGCAGGCAGGAUUACAGGGUCUGAUAGAGAAGGCGACUCGGAGUAUUCAGCGCCUGCAGGAAAUUGCGCUGCUGCCCAACCCGCUGUCCAUGCCCCAAUACGUCGACCUGCUCAUCAAGGAGCAAGGAGCGGACCAGAAGCCCGGGUUCGAGGGGAGGAUCCAGCUGCUGGAGGAGGCGCGGGAGGUGGCUGAGGCGGCACAGAAGAAAGCCAGGAAUGAAGGCUGGCUGCGCACUGCAGGGAAAUAUGCCAAGCGUUUGGUCGGUCUGCAGAAACCAAAGUGAGCCGGCGCUGCCUCUGCACCUUUUUCACGCUCGUCUUGCCUUCCAAUAAAACGUCCUUCUUAUUCUCUGAA
Molecule: messenger RNA, 1937 nt
Organism: Varanus komodoensis (Komodo dragon)
Lineage: Eukaryota; Metazoa; Chordata; Lepidosauria; Squamata; Varanidae
Exons: 2
Molecular function (GO): GTP binding
Source: RefSeq, a predicted model, not a curated record